Molecule: messenger RNA, 586 nt
Organism: Chironomus riparius
Lineage: Eukaryota; Metazoa; Arthropoda; Insecta; Diptera; Chironomidae
Source: the annotation of a GenBank genome assembly
GUCAACAGCUUAUUUUUUUGUUACAGUAACAUUUUUGCUUUAUAUUGUGGCGAUUACCUGUUGGGCAGAACACUUGAAUUUGAUCGAUUGUGUUGUGUAGUUCGUGUCCUUUGCAGAAUAAAAAAAGUUAACAGUGCAAAAAAUGAAGUUUUUGAUUUUAAUAUUCGCAUUAAUUGCUGUUGUGAUUGCUAAUCCACAUUACGGACGUAGAGGAUAUGGAGGUGGUGGAUAUGGUGGAUAUAGACGAGGAUAUGGAGGAUACGGGGGUGGAUAUCCAGGUGGUGGAUAUGGGGGAUAUCCAGGUGGAAAUUUCGGAGGUGGAUUUGGAGGUUCUAGUUCAUUUGCUAAUGCUGGAAGUUCGAGCUUUGGUGGAGGUGGAUUUGGUGGAAGCAAUGCAUUUGCUAAUGCAGGAAGUUCAUCAUUUGGUUUCGGACGUUAAGACAAGAAUGGAUUAAUUUACUUCAACUAGAAUUAUACACAUCAUUUUCGAAGAUAUUUAAAGAACCACCAGUAGAAUUAUAAUCAUGAAUUUAUUAUUAUUUGACAAAUUAAGGCUUUCAAUAAAUUAUUUUUUAACUUAAUGGAA